AUGGCUUUCGGCGAUAGCAUUAGGGUUGAGAAUGGAUAUCAGAAGAAUGCUUUCACCCAUUAUCCUGUGCUCAUUAUAGGCGCUGGUGAAUCUGGACUUGCCAUGGGCUGCCGCUUGAAGGAGAAGUUCGGAUUUGAUCAGUUCAGGAUCUUCGAUCGCCAGUCGGGCAUCGGAGGUGAGCCCUCUUGA
Molecule: messenger RNA, 189 nt
Organism: Letharia columbiana
Lineage: Eukaryota; Fungi; Ascomycota; Lecanoromycetes; Lecanorales; Parmeliaceae
Exons: 1
Coding region: 1-189 (62 amino acids)
Source: RefSeq, a predicted model, not a curated record